Seriola dumerili (greater amberjack) is the source of this 824-nucleotide messenger RNA. RefSeq lists its product as uncharacterized. Bases 172 to 795 code for a protein of 207 amino acids. The record is from RefSeq and is a predicted model, not a curated record. Lineage: Eukaryota; Metazoa; Chordata; Actinopteri; Carangiformes; Carangidae. Gene Ontology annotation, biological process: negative regulation of gonadotropin secretion; neuropeptide signaling pathway. The transcript is spliced from 5 exons. Gene Ontology annotation, molecular function: signaling receptor binding.
CAGCUGGGAGGUCUGCCACCAUGCCGUACCUGUCAAAGCCUGUCACAAACCUCUUUCUGCCCUGCGGGCAGAAAUGAAAUUCCAGAAGUGCUGGCAAUAAGGACACACAGUGACUGAUAGAAAUCACCUGCACAUGAUUUGAAACACAGAGGUGUGUUCACAGAAAAGGACAUGAUUUAUCAGCUGAUUACUGCUAUCUUCAUUGGAGAAACGCUCCUGAUGCUGGGAGGUCUUGGAGGGGCCACAGCAUCUGACCUCCAGGUCUAUGGGAAAUUACUUCACAGUGAUAAGACAUUGCUGAGCAGCGAAGACGGAAGACACACUGUGAGGAAACAGCCGCACCAAGAAACAAAUAGUGAAAUCCGCAGGAGUUUGGAUCUCGAGAGUUUCAACAUGCAUGUGACCCCGACCACCAGCAAAAUCAGCCUCCCAACCAUCAUCAGGCUCUACCCGCCCACUGCCAAACCUGUCCACAUGCAUGCCAACAUGCCCAUGCGCUUUGGAAGAGAGAGCGAUCCUGGUGAUGACAGGGCACCAAACUCAAACCCCAACAUGCCCCAGAGGUUUGGACGGUCCUGGGAGGUGAUUCGAAUGUGUGCCGAGUGUCCUGAUAUCAGAGAAGCACCAAACCCAGCGCUGCCUGAGCGAUUAGGGAGAAAUAGUCCUUUCUGGAUCCUCCUGAGGACUCUGGCCAGUGAACGGUUAUUUAACACUGGCUUGCACUGGGCUGAGGAUUUCGACUUUACAACCAGCUCAGAAGAGGUGGAGAUGGAAGAAAAAACCUUUAAAGGAUGAAAGGGGCUGCACAGGCCUACAAUCAGGUC